This is a messenger RNA of Gastrolobium bilobum, 1048 nucleotides long. RefSeq lists its product as uncharacterized. Gene Ontology annotation, biological process: vesicle fusion with Golgi apparatus; endoplasmic reticulum to Golgi vesicle-mediated transport. The record is from RefSeq and is a predicted model, not a curated record. The coding region runs from base 121 to 867 and encodes 248 amino acids. Gene Ontology annotation, cellular component: membrane; trans-Golgi network. Lineage: Eukaryota; Viridiplantae; Streptophyta; Magnoliopsida; Fabales; Fabaceae. The transcript has a single exon.
CGCUUGGUCUCCAAUCCCCAGUCUUACCCAACGAAGAAACCCCAAAAAUUGGAGGUUGAACCUUCUCAAAACCCUAAUUUCACAACACCAAUUCUCUUCCCUCAAUCAGAUCUCAAUCACAUGGCGAAAGAGUUUAAGGUCCCACCGGUGGCUUUUCCAUCCGCAGGAAACCCCACCGCCGCCGGUCCAAACCUCCAGCAGCGGCGUGUACCUACGCCUCCGUUCCAACCGAACUCCGGCUCCGGCAUCCCCUUCAUGUCCUUCGACAUAGGCUCCGUCGCCGCGUCCACCUCUUCAGGUCCAAUUUACACUGGCCCCGUCGUGGGCGGUGGCUCUGCCAACUUCGACGACGAGGAGCCUCUCCUCGACGAGCUAGGGAUCCACCCAGAGCAAAUCUGGAGCAAAAUCAGAUCGGUGCUUAAUCCAUUUCGGGUAAAUCACACAGUUCACAAGGACUCGGAUCUAUCGGGGCCCAUUCUACUCUACAUGUCAUUUUGCCUCUUCCAGUUACUCGCCGGAAAAAUCCAAUUCGGUGUGAUCUUGGGUUGGAUCGUGGUUUCUUCCAUAUUCUUAUACGUGGUUUACAACAUGUUGGCGGGUCGAACCGGUAAUCUGAACCUGCAUACCUGCACCAGUGUCGUGGGUUACUCUAUGUUGCCGGUGGUGAUUUUCUCGGCUAUGUCGCUGUUUUUGCCUCAGGGCGGGUUCUUCGCGCUCGCUUUCGCCGCAGUUUUUGUGUUGUGGGCGACAAGGGCUUCGACUGGUCUCGUGGUCUCGCUCGCGGAUGGCGGGGAUGAACAUCGCGGGUUGAUAGCGUACGCGUGUUUCUUGAUUUACACUCUGUUUUCGUUGCUUGUCAUAUUCUAGGCACGUGAUUGGCGCUGAGACUUUUGGAUCGCAGUGCUUUUGUGUCUUUCCACCCCUUUGCAUUUUGAUCCUUGUGAUUUUAUCUUAGCAGUCAUACUGUGAUGUAGAAAAUGAAUAUAUUGACCUUGAUGGAAAGUUCUUUGUUUUAAAAGGUAUCCCUUAUUGACAUGUUUGUGUGUGU